AUGCAAGUUACCUUGAGAAAUGGAAGAGAAUUAGAAGAAGUUCCAGAGAAAAAGAAGUAUACAGCUAGACCUGAAGGAGAAUUAGUUCCUAAGCCCCUUGAGGAGAAUAAGAAAGAAAAGCCAGAAAUUGUGACAAGGCCACCACCUCCAUGUCCACAAAGACUUCAAAAGCAAAAAGAUGAUGCUAUGUACAAGAAAUUCUUAGAUAUUUUGAGCCAAGUACGUGUGAAUUUGCCGUUGGUGAAAAUUUUGCAGGAAGUGCCUAAAUAUGCAAGGUAUCUUAGGGACAUUGUGGCAAACAAGCGAAGACAUACAGAGUUUGAAACAAUUGCACUUAUUGAAGAGUGCGGUGCUAGAGUUCAGAGUAAACUUCCUCCUAAGUUGAAGGAUCCUGGGUGUUUCACAAUUCCUCUAUCUCUCGGAAAACAAGAAGUUGGUAGAGCCCUGUGUGAUUUAGGGGCUAGUAUAAAUUUGAUGCCAUCCUCUUUGUUCAAGCAACUCGGAUUGGGGGUGCUUAAACCUACUACAAUCACUUUGCAGUUGGCUGAUAGAUCACUAGUUAUUCCAGAAAGAAUUAUUGAGGAUGUGUUAGUUCAAGUGGGAAAGUUUAUUCUUCUUGCUGAUUUUAUUGUUCUUGAUUACGAGGCAGAUGAGAAAGUACAUAUUAUUAUGGGGCGACCAUUCUUAGCUACUGGUGGAGCACUUAUUGAUGUUAGGAAAGGGAAGUUGAAGAUGAGAGUUGGCGAUGAGAAAAUCACUUUUAAUGUGUACAAGGCACUUAAUCUCCCUAAGCAUUAUGAGGAUUUGUGCAUGAUUACUGCGGUAGAACUGAAGGGGGUAAAGCAAAGUCCUUAUACGAAUUGUAGCGAUUCGGAUGGGACAACUGAAUUGGAGGAGGUGGUGUUGCAAGCUGAGUGUGUAAGGGUGAUUGAGAAAAGAGCCAGAGAUGAAAGAAGAGACCUUCUGAGAGUGUGUAAAAAGGCUAGGCUUAAUGGGAGAAAGAAGAAGAGAAAGCGCCCAGCCUGA
Molecule: messenger RNA, 1026 nt
Organism: Nicotiana tabacum (common tobacco)
Lineage: Eukaryota; Viridiplantae; Streptophyta; Magnoliopsida; Solanales; Solanaceae
Source: RefSeq, a predicted model, not a curated record